GUCUGAUUGAUUCUUUUGCUGACUGGCGACUCUCUGACCCACCUGUCCAUACUGACAGCCCGAAAAUGGCCCACCUAACUUCAACACAGUGGCGGGACUUGUUAAAUGCAGCCAGUGAUGCUGAGAAACCACAUCUGCAAGCACUCUUGGAUGGUGCUAUAAAACGGGAACAGGAGACAGAGAAGGAGAGGAAGGAGACCAUGCUAAGAAGGCAAGUGGCUCUCCUAGAGACUAUCCCCUCACUGACUGAAGUGCAGUGUGGGGAACAACUGCAGUCCAUACUCACAGCCUUGGUUCAAGUCCGAAAUCUUGAGGACCAUACCACUCAGAUCGCUGAAGUUUUUGCGAAGCUGCACACUCUUCAGGAUGAUCUGACUGAGAUGACCCGCAAGUACCAUGACUUGACCAAGGAGGUGGCUGAUCUGCGACAAGACCAAGUGGCCAACCCUCUCCCUCUACCCGCUGGAUCCGGAGCUGCAAUCGGAACUACUUCUACCCCUCUUACUGUAUCUUCUUCUACCUCUUCUUCGAGUGUGAUGGCAAUUUCCUCAGGACCUGCAGCAGGUGCAGAUUCCACUGUUGCUGUAACCAGAAAUGAGAUUGGAACUUCUUCAAGUGCUGCAGCCCCAGGAUCGGAACCAGCUGCUGCUGGUCCCAGCUACGCAGGUCCCUAUGUGGACCGGAAGUCGGUUCAAAUGCCGUCCAAGUACGAUGGCAAAGAAGACAUCGAAUCCUGGAUUGGCUCUAUGCGGCCCUACUUCGAGAUUCUGGGGACUCAAACUGAGACCCAGGCUGUUAUCAUGGGUAUGAAUGUCGAGCCAGUCGUACGAGGCUUCCUAGAAGUCCAAGCAACGCGGGCUGGGUUUCCAAAGGCUGCACUGGCCAAAUGGCUAAGGGCCACCCCGGUUGCCUCCCUCGAAGAGCUCCUUACCUCAGAAUACCAAGAUCCACAUGUUGCUGCUAAAGCAAGAAUCCAACUGGAUAAAGUAAAGCACACCAAGUGGAAUGGCUCCAUGAAAAGCCUGCAGACCUGUCUAAGCAAGCUGUUUGCCACUCCUGGUCUGGAAUUGUCCCCUCAAUCUUGCUUGGAUGUGGUCAAGGGCGCAGUCCCAACUCACCUCACUAGUCGCCUGGGCACGGGCUACAUUGCGUAUACGGACUGGCUUGCCUUAAUGAAGGAUGUAGUCGGUCUGGAGGCCAUGGACCUUGUUAGCACGGCAGGCAGCAAAAAGCCCAUGGGCGGCAGACGAUUCAAAGGCAGCAACCGUUUGGCUGUGCAUGACCUGUUGGAGGCCGAAGAAGGAGCCGAUGCGGUUGACCCCACUCUUGGUGACGACCAAGAACAGGACUCCGAUACAGCUUGGAAACCAGAAUCGGGCGUAGAGUCAGACUCAACAAACUCUACAGCAAGGGAAGCUGGUUCUGUUGACAAUCAGCAGCCCUCCCUUGAAGCCCAACCAUCUGCUGAAGACAAGGCUGCGGUAAGUAACGUAUUGUAUGAUGAGCCUUGGGAGGAGUUCGAGAUGAUUGACUUCCACUACCACUUGGAGCAUUGGGCUGAAAUGAAACAGCAGCGGGCCCAAGGGACAGUGAAGUUAAUCUUCUUUAAGCUUCUCAUCAACCACCGCUAUCUCCGUGUGUUAGUUGAUUGUGGUGCUACAACUAACUUCAUGUCACCACAUGGGAUACGCAAGGUGGGCUUGGGAAUGAAGCAAGUGGCCCUGCAGAACCCUUGCCGGACCCAAGUUGGCAACAAAGAAGUUGUCUCAUCAACACAUGCAGUCAAAGGUGUGCGCACUACCUUUGACAAAGGUAAGACUGUCACCCAUGCACUGAACUUCUUUGUCCUCGAUAAGUGCCCCUUCGACGCUGUCCUUGGCUUGGGCUGGCUGCAGUCCCAAUGCCAAUGGACCAAGUGGAGGGAAUCACUCUUCAUGGUCAAAGAUGAUCAGGGGAACGAGCUUCCUGUCCUCUUGGAUGAGAAGCGCGAAUCCCCAGUGACUUUUCUGAAUGCAUUGAAAUUCUGCAAGAAGUGGCGCAAGCACAAAGAGGAAGAACAAUUGCAUGUUGCCUUUGUUCGUCCUGCUCAUGUGCCUUCUACUUUUGCGGCUAAUACCACUACUACUUCGAUGGAUGAAUCCACUUCUGGUACUUCUACUACUAGCACCUCUAUCUCUCUAUCCUCUAAUAGUCUGAAUGAUCCUACUUCAGAUUCGGUCGUCUCUAUUCGCGACUUGCGACCGGAUCUUGGUGAUCCCUUUGCUGAUUCCCCACCCCCACCUGUCCCAUCAGACGUCCAAGCCCUCCUCGAUCGGUUUCCGGAAGUCUUGGCCGAACCACGUGGAGUCCCCACGCGACCGGUUCGACACACCAUCGAGUUGGUCGAGGGUGCUGUUCCUCCAAAGGGCUGUGUGUACCGUAUGGGACCCGGCGAGUUGGAGGAACUCCGGUGGCAGAUCGAUGAGAUGAUUGACAAAGGGUGGAUCAAACCAAGCGAAUCGGAAUUUGGUGCUCCUGUGUUGUUUGUGCCAAAGAAAGGAGGCAAACUCCGCAUGCAUAUUGACUAUCGUGGUCUAAACCGCAUCACAAGAAAGAAUGCUUACCCAUUGCCUCGUAUAGAUGACUUGCUUGAUGCUGCAGGCGGGUGCAAGGUCUUCUCCAAGAUCGACCUCAAGUCUGGUUACCACCAGAUUGAAGUUGAUCUUGCGGACCAGCACAAGACCGUGUUCAAAACGCGCGAUGGGCUUUAUGAGUUUACCGUAAUGCCCUUCGGUCAUCCUCAAAGUGACGCUUGGACUCUUGAUGGUGCUGUGCACUUACAGUUUGCAGGGCUGUACUACAAACUGAUGGUCCACUUUGGUCACUGCUGACAGAGUGUUUCCAUGGAUUUCAUGGACACCCUUGUUACUAGUAAGAGUGGCAAGAGGCACAUCUUCGUCAUCAUCGAUCGAUUCACCAAGUACGCUAGACUUGUGGCUAUGCCAGAGACCGCAAGAACUGACUAUGUCAUCAAGUUGUUCAAAGACAACUGGGUGCGUGACUUUGGUUUACCAAAGUCAAUCAUUAGUGACCGAGAUGUCCGAUUCACAAGUGAGUUGUGGAAGAAAACCGCAGAACAGAUGGACAAUCAACUUCAGAUGACUUCAGGAAAUCAUCCCGAAGCCAACGGACAAGCCGAGCAAAUGAACAGAGUUGUACAGCACUUGGUGAGGCACUACAUCAAGCCCGGCUAGGAUGAUUGGGAUGAGCAGUUGCCUCUCAUCGCCAGCCUGUACAACAAUGUUGUCCACAGCAGUACCGGCGUUAGUCCUAAUCAACUUCACUUGGGAUG
This is a messenger RNA of Chara braunii, 3331 nucleotides long. NCBI's taxonomy places the organism in Eukaryota, Viridiplantae, Streptophyta, Charophyceae, Charales, Characeae. The record is from the annotation of a GenBank genome assembly.